GGAAAAUGGCCGCACGUCCCGAUGGCCGCAAGGCAGAAGACCUCCGUCCUGUCCACGUUGUCUACGAGGGGUUGGAUCGGUCGGACGGGUCAGCGCAAUUCUCUUUCGGCAAGUCCACGCCGACUCUAACGUCAGUGUCAGGACCCAUAGAACCUCGACCACAGUCUGAACAUCCGUCCUACACAUCUCUGGAAAUCUACGUGCGCCCCCUCCACUCCCUGCCGUCGACCCAAGCUCGCCAUGUCGCGUCCGUGCUCAAAACCAUCUUCUCCCAAACGAUCCUGCUUAACCAACACCCGAGGACUCUAGUUCAGAUGGUCGUCCAGGCGCUCUCGGUGAGCGAGGUCGUUGGCAAAUCCGGCGUCGGGGCGGGCACGGCGGGCGUCUUUGGGCCGGGGACGAUAGCCAGCAUGGUGAACAGCGCGAGCUUAGCAUUGAUCAACGCUGGCAGCAUCCCUCUGCGCGGUGUCGUAUGCGCCGUAUCCGUCGGCCGCUUGACCCGGCCGUCUCCAUCCAAUGCUGCGUCUACAUCUCCCCUGAUUCUGGAUCCCUCCCCGGAAGAAAUACCGCACCUCACUGCGCAAGGUGUCUUUGCCUUUCUGUUCUCUUCUGCUCUGCCUGCCUCGUCGAGGGCCCCGUCGUCUGGCUCGCCGCCGCCGAGCGAGUUGAUAUGGAGCAACUGGUCUAGCACCAACCUUGGGAUGACGAAGGUUGGGGACGGAGAACUCCAGGAGCUGGGUCGGGCACACGAGAUGGCCAGGGAGGGUGCGAUUCGGGUUUGGUGGGAGAUGAGGAGGAGCGUACCUGAGAUGGAGGCGGGAGCAGCGAGGUCGAAGCGGGCUGCAGCUGAGCCUGCAGGUCAAGCGGGCGGGGCUGGUUCCGGAGAAGAGUCAGAUAGUGACGAUGAUGAGGAAAGGAUGGAAAUUUAGGUCGGACUUGGAGUAAGCGGCAGGCAUUUUACUGUAUAUGACCUCAUUCAUGCUGCGAUCUGCCAAUCAAGGGCCGUUAGGUUUCUAUUGUAUAUCUGUUAUAGCGUGGCGCAUUACUGAAGAUAUUCCAUGGCAGACCCUCAUCUGAUGA
Molecule: messenger RNA, 1080 nt
Organism: Gloeophyllum trabeum ATCC 11539
Lineage: Eukaryota; Fungi; Basidiomycota; Agaricomycetes; Gloeophyllales; Gloeophyllaceae
Exons: 2
Coding region: 6-929 (307 amino acids)
Biological process (GO): poly(A)-dependent snoRNA 3'-end processing; nuclear mRNA surveillance; U4 snRNA 3'-end processing
Cellular component (GO): cytoplasmic exosome (RNase complex); nuclear exosome (RNase complex); nucleolus
Source: RefSeq, a predicted model, not a curated record